Lactuca sativa (garden lettuce) is the source of this 1341-nucleotide messenger RNA. RefSeq lists its product as uncharacterized. Lineage: Eukaryota; Viridiplantae; Streptophyta; Magnoliopsida; Asterales; Asteraceae. Gene Ontology annotation, molecular function: protein dimerization activity. The record is from RefSeq and is a predicted model, not a curated record.
AUGGCUAUUGUUUUGCGUUAUGUCGAUAGUCUUGGCUUUGUCAAAGAAAGAUUCAUAGGAAUAGUGCACGUGAAGGAUACGUCUUCUUUGACCCUCAAAAAUGCCAUAAAUGAAGUACUUACAAGUAAUAAGUUGAGUUUUAGUCAGAUAAGAGGACAAGGUUACGAUGGGGCUAGCAAUAUGCGAGGGGAAUUCAAUGGUUUGAAAGCUUUGAUAUUACAAGAGAAUGACACAGCUUUUUAUGUACAUUGCUUUGCACACCAACUUCAACUAGUAGUUGUGGCUGUAGCAAAGAAGGAUGAUGGUGUUAGUGACUUUUUUGAGCAAAUUUCGUUGGUGGUUAAUGUUGUUUGUGCCUCGUGUAAAAGAAAAGACUUACUACGAGAACAAGCAAGAGAAAGGGUGCAAAAAGGCUUGUGUAGUGGUGAUCUUGAAACAGGAAGAGGGUUAAAUCAAGAGACCACACUUAUUCGAGCGGGAGAAACAAGAUGGGGUUCACAUUUCAACACACUCACAAGUUUGAUGAAGUUGUUUGCGGAUGUUCUUGUAGUUUUAGAUUUUGUGAAAGAGGAGGGAGGCACAUUGGCAAACCGUCAACAAGCAUCUGGAAUCUUAGCAUAUUUUAAAUCAUAUGAGUUCGUGUUUUACUUACAUACGAUGUAUGACAUUUUACACCUCACGGGUACAUUGUCAAAGCAACUUCAAAGAAAAGAUCUAGACAUUUUGGAAGCGGCUUCGAUGUUGUAUAUUGGUGCGAGAAACCGUAGGACUACAAAGACUAAUAGGUUUCAUUUUGAGGUUGAAAUCUUCAACACGGUGGUAGAUAUGCAACUUACAGAAUAUCGGGAUCGAUUUAGUGAAACAAGCACCCAAUUACUAAAAUACAUGGCUGCUUUGAGCCCUUGUGAUUCAUUUGCACAAUUUGACAAAUCAAAGUUAUUGAAAUUGGGUAAGUUAUACAAGUAUGACUUUGAUGAUUCAGAUAUGAUAGACCUCGAAGGACAACUUGAGAUAUUUUAUCACUCUUGCAUUAAAGAUGAGCGUUUCACUAGUUUGAAAGGAAUUUCCGACCUUUCUCGUUUGAUGGUUAGUACAGGGAAGCAUCGGUCUUAUCCUUUGGUUUAUAAGCUUUUAAAGUUGGCUGUGAUAUUACCCGUAGCGACCGCAAGUGUAGAAAGAUGUUUUUUAAAGUUGAAGCUCUUGAAGACAGACUUGCGUAGCAAAAUUGGCGAUGAAUUUUUGAACGACACAUUGCUUUGUAAUGUCGAGACGGAAGCACUUACGAAAGUUGAGGAUGAAAAAGUAAUGGAGCAAUUUCAAAAGAUGUAUGCACGUAGAUGA